AGCAAAGCGUCAUUGCUGGGUGUGUAUCCCGCGCAACGUUCUAACAAAACUCCUCCUCUCAGUUUCUAAUCUCACACAUCAAAAAAAAAACUCUCCCCCACAAUCUCCGCUCCUUGAUUCCUCUCCUCCUCAUAUCCGAUCCGGGUCUCCACAGAGUCCAACUCCGACCCGACCCGACCCGAUCACCCAUGGGGGAAACCAAGGCCGCAACCGACGGCGGUUCAGCUUCCGGCGAAUCCUCGAAGCCCUCGGCGAAGCUGUUGACCGCCGGAGAUCGGAAAUUGCUCAAGGUGGAGCUUCGGCAAGGGGAGACGACUUACGUCUCGUGGAAGAAGCUUAUGAAGGAAGCUAGCAAAGGGAAUUGCUCGUUGGUCUCGGCGAUUGACGCGCCGCCUCCUAAUGCUAACCCUAAUCUCGAGUCUCGGAUUGCUCCGGGGGUACCAGUAGAAGGUGAGACGGUCGACCAACCUCAUUCUAAUCGUUUUAACGCUGUUAUAGAGAAGAUCGAGAGGCUUUACAUGGGGAGAGAUAGUAGUGAUGGGGAAGAGUUAGAUGGUGCUCCUGACGAUGACGAGUAUGACACUGAAGAUUCAUUUAUCGAUGACGUUGAAUUGGAUGAGUAUUUUGAAGUCGAUGAUUCGGCAAUUAAGCAUGAUGGAUUUUUUGUUAAUAAAGGGGAGUUAGAACGGAUUGCACCGUCAACAACAACAACAUCGAACAAACAACCAAAGAAAAGGAAAAGGAAAGAGUCAGCAAAACCUUGCGGCGAUGUUGUUGAUGUAUCCAGUAAACAAGCCAAGAUUGCUAAGACGGUUGGGGGAAAGGAUCAAUCAGCUGCUUCUGGGCUCUCUCCAAAGAAAAAGUCCAAUGAUCCAAAGACAGUGCAGGAUUCGGUUUCUCCUUUGAAAGUGCAAAGUGGCAAUGACUCCUUGUCUUUAGAAAAUGUGAAGCAUAGUGAUAAAGCGAAUCAUCAGCCAAGGAACACCACAAGUCCGAAGUCAAAGGCAGCUGAAUCUUCUGUCGCCCUUCAUCUGAAGUGCAGCAAAAGUGCUCAUCAGCAAUCUAAUUCCGUGCCAGGAAAAUCUCGGCCAAUUGUUUUGGAAAAAUCAACAGUAGCACGUCAAAAAGAAAACAAUGGGAUGCAUGACCAGGACAAUGCAACAGUAAGCAGACAGUCUAAUCAAAUAACUAAGAAAGGCGGUUCUAACGUCAAACCUAAAACCUCCACACUUGAGAAAGCCUUCAGGGAAUUGGAGAAGGUGGUCGCUGAAUCAAGGCCUCCUGCUGCUACGGAUAAUCAAGAUGCUGAUACCUCUUCCCAAGUAGUGAAGAGGAGAUUGCCAGGAGACAUAAAAUUGAAGCUUGCUAAAGUUGCUAGGAUUGCGCAAGCGAGCCACGGGAAUUUAUCAGGGGAGUUAAUUAAUCGUCUCAUGAGCAUAGUUGGUCAUCUAAUACAAGUUAGAUCGUUAAAGAGGAACUUGAAAAUCAUGAUCGAUUCCGGCGACUCUGCAAAACGAGAAAAUGAUACUAGAUUUCAAAGUAUCAAGAAUGAAGUUAUUGAAACGUUAAAAACACAAGUUCCGUUGAUGGAACCCCAGGCAACCAAUCAUGAAGCUGGAACAUCAGACGAUUUUGAAAAUCCUCCUCCGUCCACGAAGAAGAAGUUUGUCAUGGAUGAGGCGCUGGAGGACAAAUUGUGUGAUCUAUAUGACAUCUUUGUUGAUGGAUUGGAUGAAGAUUCAGGUCCACAGAUCAGAAAGCUUUAUGCAAAUUUAGCUGAACUCUGGCCAAACAGAUUAAUGGACAAUCACGGGAUCAAGCGUGCCAUUUGCCGGGCAAAAGAAAGACGGAGAGCAUUGCACGCAAAUCUUGGGAAAGAGAUGGAUCAAGGGAAGAUGAAGAAGAAACAGACACAAUUGGUACAAAAAUCAGAGAGUACAGCUUGUCCCGACAAGGCUUCAGGUGUUGGAGACAAAACAACAGGUGUUGUCCCAAGCGCAACCACAACGUCCUUAGUCCACACUCAACCUACAGUGGACAAGUCCCGUGACAAGUCAAAGCAGAAGCAUGAGAAACUGAAAGGAAGCUCAAGCUCUAGCGACCCUUCAGGAGAAGCAAAAGCAGCGAGAAGAAAGAAAGAAAAGAGUGUAGAAGAUUCUCACCCACCAACAGUGAAGCAGCAGAUACGCCCACAGGCUCCACUGGACCUGAACCUGCCAAGCUAAUUACUUUUGAAGUUCCAAGGACAAAAAUGUAAUUUGCCGAUAGUAGUCAAAGCCUGGCUCUAGCCUUUGCCUUCUUUGUAGCUUUUGAAGUUCCAAGGACAACAAUGUAAUUUGCCGAUAAUCGUCUCUUCUAAAUUAAUCAUAGGCCCAAUCGAGUGUAUUGAUGGGCCUGACAUGACAAUAAAAAGCCCAAAGACAAAUUAAAAUGUGAAAUGAAGCUCACUGA
Messenger RNA from Brassica oleracea var. oleracea, 2451 nucleotides. RefSeq lists its product as uncharacterized. Gene Ontology annotation, cellular component: nucleus. The transcript is spliced from 15 exons. The coding region runs from base 189 to 2225 and encodes 678 amino acids. The record is from RefSeq and is a predicted model, not a curated record. Lineage: Eukaryota; Viridiplantae; Streptophyta; Magnoliopsida; Brassicales; Brassicaceae.